CGAAGGACUGGCGAACUUGAUGAAACCUUAAGAAUUCAUUCUCAUCCUUCAUAACCUGAUUCAAGUCUAUAGAUACCAAGAAACUCUCAAGAAAUCAAAACCCAUCAACUACAUAAUCCGGAUUUCGAAAACCACGGUGCAGCUUCAGGUUUUGCAUCAUGUGUCUUACUUCAACCUUUAGAUUUGAUUAAAACUAGGAUGCAACAAGGUCAAUCUGGAAUGAUACCAUUACCAAGGUCUAAUGUAUUUGGCUUAACGUCUAGAGUGAUUCAACAAGAUGGAUUAAUAGGUCUUUGGCGUGGAAUGACACCUACAAUUGCAAGGAAUGUACCAGGCGUAGCAUUAUAUUUUUUUAGUUUAGCCGAAUUAAGAAGGUUUAUGACCACCAUCCCACAACUUUCGCAUCUUCAUUCAAAUCCUUCGAAUCAGUUAACCCAUUCAAAUGUGACCAUCUUACCAAGACUUUCAGCUGCUGGAGAUUUGGCUGCUGGAAUGAUGGCUCGUACUGCUGUUGGGUUCUUAUUGAUGCCGAUCACAGUGGUUAAAACUCGAUUUGAAGCUAGUACAUUUUAUACUUCUAGUCUCUAUUCAUAUCAAUCCAUCAGAUCAGCCUUCGUUGAUGUAGUCAAACAAAACGGAUUAAAAGGACUCUGGAGAGGCUUUGUACCCACGAUGAUCAGAGACGCACCCUUUGCCGGUUUAUUUGUCUCAACCUACGAAAAAUCUAAAUCGAUUCUACAAUCCUCUACCACCCCAUUGAUCAUCUCAUCAAAUCCGACUUUGAUCCAUAUGAUCUCUGCAACAUUAGGUGCAAGUUUGGCUACAUUGAUUACGACUCCAUUUGAUUUUAUUAAAACUCAACAACAAUUAAAACCUAAACUUUAUCUAAAUUUGUUUCAAUCUAUUAAAUUAAUCUUGGAUGACAAUCAUGCAAAGAAUUGGAAAUUGUUCUUUCGUGGGUCUAGUCUUAGAUUAAUUAGAAAAGGUUUGAGUUCGGCUAUCGGAUGGUCAAUUUAG
This is a messenger RNA of Melampsora larici-populina 98AG31, 1017 nucleotides long. RefSeq lists its product as uncharacterized. Gene Ontology annotation, molecular function: glycine transmembrane transporter activity. Gene Ontology annotation, cellular component: mitochondrion. Bases 199 to 1017 code for a protein of 272 amino acids. The record is from RefSeq and is a predicted model, not a curated record. Gene Ontology annotation, biological process: glycine import into mitochondrion. NCBI's taxonomy places the organism in Eukaryota, Fungi, Basidiomycota, Pucciniomycetes, Pucciniales, Melampsoraceae. The transcript has 6 exons.